Paramuricea clavata is the source of this 667-nucleotide messenger RNA. NCBI's taxonomy places the organism in Eukaryota, Metazoa, Cnidaria, Anthozoa, Malacalcyonacea, Plexauridae. The record is from the annotation of a GenBank genome assembly.
AUGAUGCGUAAUCGUGAUUAUCAUAAAAAACAAUCAUUUAAAAAUGGCUCUGAGUACCACUGGAGACUUUAUCAGGCCUCCAGGAACAGAGUCAAUAUUGAAAUUCGGAAAAGUAAAUCUCGCUAUUACUGCCAAAAAAUUGGCGAAUGUAAUAAGAACGAUCCAAAAACUACUUGGAAACUAAUUAAUUCUCUUAUUGGUCGUGUCAGCAAAACAAAACAUGUUAAUGAAAUUGAAAUUGACGAUGAAAUAAUUCGAAACGAUGAAAAUAUAUCUGAAGCUUUUAAUGAAUUCUUUAUUAAUAUUGGGCCUAAACUAGCCUCUGAAGUUUCAAAUCAGUCAACAAAUAAGGUUGAAACUUAUUUGGAAAACAACAAGUUAAUUAUUCCAUCCUUUCGUUUUAUGUUUAUUCCAGUGGACAAUGUUUUGAAAACUCUAAGACAUCUAAAUGUUUCGAAAGGCGCCGGUCUUGAUAAAAUUCCGGCUAAAAUGCUACGCAUUGCUGCAGAUAUAAUUGCACCCUCUUUAACUUAUAUUUUUAAUCUAUCACUUUCAACUGGAGUGUUUGUAGAAAAUUGGAAAUAUGCGAAAGUUAUACCGAUUUAUAAGGAAGGCAACAAACGAACUUUGGGAAAUUAUAGACCAAUAUCAAUUCUACCGAUAAUAA